UAAGAAGUCACAAACCUCUCAGUAACAUCCAGUGGUGAUCCCUUCUGCAAGGACUGGACGACACUCCAACCAUGCUUUUUCUAGUGUGCAUUGUAUCUUUGCUAUCUAGUCAUGCUCUUUCUUCUCCUGUGCCAGACGAUCCCUUAUUUAAGUACAUUGAUGAUCAUAAACAUGAAUAUAUUCAGCGAUUGAAGGAAAUGGUGGCAAUAGAAAGCGAUUCCAGUGAUCCUUCAAAAAGAGAUCAGGUUUUACAAAUAAUGCAAGUCACAAAGGACUACAUCUUGCAGAUAGGUGGAAAAGUAGAGAUGGCAGAGCUUGGUGAGCAAGAGUUUUCGCCAGGUGUAAAACUCCCUCUACCACCAGUGAUUCUUGCAGAGUUUGGAAAUGACACAAACAAACCAACUGUCUGUUUCUAUGGGCAUAUGGAUGUACAGCCAGCAAAGAAAGUUGAUGGAUGGAAGACAGAUCCAUAUAUCCUCACAGAGGAAGAUGGUAAUCUGUAUGGCAGAGGAACUUCUGAUGACAAAGGACAAGUUCUGGCUUUGCUUCAUGCAGUGGAAUCUGUUAAGGAAUUUGGUCUGCCAGUCAAUGUGAAGCUGUUCAUUGAAGGGAUGGAGGAAGUAGGGUCAAAUGGUCUUGAGCAACUUGUCGAAAAGAAAAAGGACACUUUUUUCUCUAAUGUUGACUACAUUGUGGUAACUGACACACCAUGGCUAAGCACAAAACCAGGCAUCACCUAUGGAGCUCGAGGAAACUGCUACUUUUUCAUAGAGGUUGAAGGUGCAAGGCGGGAUCUUCACUCUGGAGGUUUUGGAGGAACGGUUUAUGAACCAAUGAAUGAUUUAAUUUAUUUACUAGGUACACUUGCGGAUGUGGAAGGCAAAAUUCUGAUUCCAAGUAUUUAUGAUGAUGUUUUGCCUGUUACUGAAGAAGAAAAAGAAUUAUACAAAGAUCUUGUAUUCGACUUGAAAGAUCUGAAGAGGGACACAGGAAUCGAGACAUUUUUGCAUAGCACAAAGGAAGAGUUACUCAUGUACAGAUGGCGAUUUCCUUCUUUGUCAAUCCAUGGCAUUGAAGGAGCUUUUUCUGGUUCUGGAACUAAAACAGUUAUACCUGCGAAGGUCAUAGGAAAGUUUUCAAUUCGUCAAGUUCCUAAAAUGAAUCCAUCUGUUGUAGAGAAGCAGGUAUCUGACUACUUGGAAAAUAAAUUUGAAGAACGGAAGAGCCCGAACAAAAUGAAAGUAUCCAUGGUCAUAGGUGCACAACCCUGGUUAGCAAAUAUGGGUGAACCCCAAUACCUGGCUGCUCGGAAAGCAGUCAAAAGAGUGUUCAAUGUUGAUGCAGACAUGAUCCGUGCAGGAGGUACAAUUCCAAUAGCAAAAGAUUUUGAAGACAUUUUAGGAAAAAGUGUUAUGUUACUUGGUGUUGGUGGACCAGACGAUGCUCCUCAUGGCCAGAAUGAAAAAAUAAGCAUGCACAACUACAUUGAAGGAACAAAAUUGUAUGCAUCUUUUCUGCAAGAACUUCCAUCCUUCUGAUCACACCGCCGCACAUACAGUACAUACGGCUUUUCUUUUUAGCUACAUCAUCCAUAUGCGCUACAUUUUUGGGAAUAAGAAGAAAAGAAACAGUAAAUAGUCAUUGGCACUAUCAACACCACAACAUAACACAAACUAACGGAACAGGGAAAAAAAUAACAUUGUGUUGUGAAAGCCUCUAACAUAGCCAUUAUAUCUAUGCACCGUAUUGGCAGAUAUUAGUUUUAUUGCUACUAUAACUAUGUUUAUAGACAAUACUGUAUUUUCAGCAUCUCAAGGCAAAAUCCUGGCAAUGGCAUAAUGCUAGUCUUUAAGAAUAUGAAAAAUUCUAGAUGCAUAUCACUAAGAGUCCAAGAAUCCUUCUGAUGAAUGUUUCAUUGCACUUUAACCAUUCCUACUGCUGAUAGUGACACUGCUGUGUAACCCUUCAUGUGUGGUGUGCUUUGAAUAUGUAUUUAGAGCUAAUUAAUUGGACUGCGUGCAUCCUUGUGUGUAAAAAAAUAAAACGUGUGUUUUGCAUUUAGCAUA
Molecule: messenger RNA, 2066 nt
Organism: Bufo gargarizans (Asiatic toad)
Lineage: Eukaryota; Metazoa; Chordata; Amphibia; Anura; Bufonidae
Product: beta-Ala-His dipeptidase-like
Exons: 12
Coding region: 72-1538 (488 amino acids)
Biological process (GO): proteolysis
Cellular component (GO): cytosol
Molecular function (GO): dipeptidase activity
Source: RefSeq, a predicted model, not a curated record